UCGAGUCUUCGUUUGCUCUCUCUCGCUUGAACGGUGGUCGUGCUCUGUAUUUACAUUUAAAAACAACUUAGCUCUCAACGACGUCGGGUGUGUGUUUCUACUACUGCGCGCGAAAACAUUCAAAAGUACAGUGUACUCGUAUAAAUUAAUGAUGAAGUGGUGGGUUUAUUCGAAGUUUCAUUAAUAUGUUGUGUGAAGUAGAAUGAUAAUAUUGUGAAGAUUUAUUGGAAAGUACGCGAUGAAAGUUUGAUGUGCAUUUUACAGGAGUUCUCAUCUUAGCUCAUCUUCAAUCCCGCAACUCAUCUCCCCAAAAAGGCGAAAGUGUAGGUUCCAUCUUCGCAUUAUCGCUGCAGCCAGUACAAGCGAUGUACUUCUAGGGAGUGUGUGAUGUCGGAUUAGUGAAAAUAUUAAAAUAAAUCCAACAUAGUGUAAACGUUCUUAAAAGGUGAUCCAUAUUGACGAAACCGUUACUAUGGUAAUGUGCGCUCAAUUUAUCCUUUCGUGUUACAACAAUCCUACUAUUACAACAACCAUAAGGCAAUGGUCUGCAAGAAGCAAGGAUUAAACUGUUUGUAUCCCAGGUGUGUGCGUGAAUGUGCUCCGUGUCUGUGUAUUCCUAUUGACAAAAUAAAGUCACUUUUAUAAAUCUCGUGCAAAUCGUUCGUACUUCAUCUUUGCUAUCGAGCACCGCCGCCAAACGGUGCACAAUAAAGCAACAUAAGUUUAAUCCUAUCGACCGUAUAAGAAGCUUGAAACGAUUGAAAAAGUAAAACAAAAACUGCCUGUUUUGCUCCCCCCGCUUAAACCCUUCCGAAACGAAAGGGGCACCCUGCAUGAGUGGGGAGUAAAAAAAAAAAAAUCAAAAAACCAGGGAGGAAAAAUCGAACGAAACCAGUUUUAUGUGCACGGCGGGAAAGACGAAUGCUGUCAGUAGACGAAACGACCAGAGUAACCAGUGUUAAUACAUUACAAACGAUUUACUGUGGAAAGCUACCUUCAAAAACACGACAAAUGAAAGCUCUCUUAAAGCAUCUUAAAAUAUUCCCACCAAAGAUGAAGCUGGCAGUGCAUCAUCCGGGAGUACGUUUUCAAACAUUCAUCCUGCUGCUGCUGUACGCCAGCACGAUCGGGAUCGUUUCCUGUCAGCUACAGCGGAACAGUAAAAUCAAAUCAUUCGAACAGUACGAGUUCGAAUGUUUCCCGGCAUCGGCAAAAGAAAACCUCACGCCACGGUUUGCAUCCUCCAACCAGACCGAUUCGAUCUCGCUGCAGGUGUCGCACCGCUACACGCACCAAAUUUUGUCGCGCAUUUAUGCGAUCUUUCUACGCGAGGUGCUUGGCUAUCGCAAUGUGAAGCUGGUCGAAAUUCGGGAUGACCUGCCGACGUCGGAAACCGAACGUAUGCGGCAGUUUUGCACCAUGGAACAUUUGUCGAGCCGUGGAGACCAGUGGCCAGAUCCAACGAUCGAUGUGGAGGUCUGGUUACUGUCAGACUACCAUUACAUCCCGGAGGACAUCCGGGAAGCGGGAGCCAUUACGAACCCGGGCCGAUUCGGUCUCUUCAUUCCGAAAGCACUCAUUCGUAAGGAGGAUGCCUUUUCUAAACCGCUCAUCUACACCAUGUUCCAGGAGGAUACGAACGAUCGCCGGUACUACGAUCUCAUCAAGAAGUUUGACAUCCCCGAUGCCGUGCUCGGUUCGAUAUACGGGUAUGCCGAGCGCAAGUGUGGCAAUGAUUGUGACGAAUACGGUAUGUUCAUUCCUAGCCACUGUACCAUGGGCCGGAAAUGUGCCCUGGUGUUGGCUCCACACUACGACGAUACCCACUUUCUCGUGAAGCACAUCUUGGAGAUGGAGUUCCAGCUGAAGGUGAUCUGGUUGGGCGAUAAGCUGCGGCUCGGAAUACGUCAGCUGAUGAGUGUGUACGGGAGUGAUCGCAAGAAUGCGAAAAAGUUCCUCGUGUUCCACUGGACACCGUCGGAAGUGAUCAGCAGCCGAACGAUGGAGUACGUGCCGGUCACGAUGCCACGGUGUGAAGAUAUGAUCGCUAGCAAUGAUACCGGGUGCAAGUACGAGAUGACACCGCUGCUCAAGUACUACGGCAAGAAGUUCCGGGAAGCGAACUAUGCAUUCAAUUCGCUCGUGAUGCUCCAUUUCAAGGACGAAUCUAUGCAGCAUACGUUCGAUCUGUACGAUCAGUACGAGGAUCAGAUCCUGAAGGCACGCGAAGAAGCCGACGCCGACCAGUUGGGAGUGACCAGAUACUACGAUCAAAUUGCGUGUGAUUGGAUGCACACUCAGGAGUCGUUUUGGAAAGCUUGGAAGCCACCGACACCGCUGGAGGAGAUUUAUGUUGGCGGCAUAUUUCCCCUCUCGGGAAUGGGCCUAACGUAUCUGGGUAUUGCACCGGCCGCACUAAUGGCACAGGGGGAUAUCAACAACAACCACACCAUACUCGCAAACCACCGGCUGACGGUACAGCAGAACGACGGGCAAUGUCGGGCGGACACGGUAAUGAAAUCGUUCAUCAGCUACUACAUGCAGCAGACGCGGAUGAUCGGUAUCUUAGGUCCAGCCUGCAGUGAAACGGUCGAACCAAUAGCCGGUGUUUCGAAACAUUUUCGUAUGGCGGUCAUUUCCUACUCCGCCGAAGGUGCGUUUCUCUCCGAUCGGGAAAAGUAUCCUUACUUCUUCCGCACGAUAGGCGAAAACCGCCAGUACGAGCACGUUUACGCGCAGUUACUACCACGCCUAAAUUGGCACCGGGUUGCGGCCCUGACGGAGGACGGUCAGAAGGCAACCGAGUACAUUUCCUACAUGGAAACACUGCUCAAGGAGCACUCCAUAGAACUGAUAUCGAACAAGAAAUUUCCACGCGAUCGUACGGAUAACGAAAUGAAUCGAUACCUGGUGGAUUUAAAGUUGAAAAAUGCUAAAAUCAUCAUCGCCGAUGUAGACGAUAAGGUGGCCCAGGUGAUAAUGUGCGAGGCGUACAAAUUGGAGAUGACAGCCGAAAAUGGAUACAUCUGGUUCCUUCCCAUCUGGCUGUCCAACGUGUGGAACCUAAGCUCGGAAGUACGCAGACCCGGUGAGAAUGACGGUGGCGGUGUACCACCAUCGACACCAAACAAUAGCACUCGAGGCUGCACCAACAGUGAACUACUGCGUGCCAUGAACGGUCAUUUCUCACUGUCGCAUGCACCUUACGCCGACGAUGACAGUCGCCUUGAUGUGGACGGUUCUACGGUACGCGAGUGGAAGCAAAGAUAUCUUCAGAACCUAUCCCAAAUGGGUUAUACUGCUUCAGAUUAUGCCGGUUACGCGUACGAUGCUGUCUGGGUGUAUGCCCUCGCCUUCGAUCGACUCCUGCGCGAAGAUCCAUCCUAUUUCAGCAAUCUACACUCGCAACAUACCACUAAACGGCUGAUGCAGCUGAUCCGUGCGACCGACUUCCAGGGUGUAUCGGGAAGAAUCCGGUUCAACGAAGCUGGGUCACGCUAUACCAUCAUCAAUGUGUUGCAGUUUGUUAACGGGACGGCCAACAUUGUUGGGCACUUCACGCCCAACAUAUCCGCCGAAUACCAACUGAUUGGGGGUGACUUGAUGCUGAACGAGUCCGCGAUCAUGUGGAUGACGCGGGAUGGCCGUGCUCCGGACGAUGGUGCGAUCGUGUGUGCGUUCGAAAGUUUCGUACGCAUCUUCGGUAUCGGCUGUGACGAUGUGACACUGAUCGUCAUCACAAUGGUGUCGAUAAUUAGCAUCUUGAUUCUCUCGGUAGCCUCAUUCCUCUUCUGGAAGGAGCGAUACGAUCGAAAGAUGAAAACAUCCGCCAAGUACCUGCAGAAGCUCGGUAUUGAUCUACUUUCACCAUCGGCCAUACCGUUCAAUACGCUCGACAAGUGGGAAAUUCCGAAGGAUCGUGUCGUGAUCAAUCGACGGUUAGGUGAGGGAGCGUUCGGCACGGUGUAUGGUGGUGAGGCACAGAUUGAAGACGAAGGCUGGACAGCGGUUGCCGUGAAGACGCUCAAGGUCGGCUCCACCACAGAGGAUAAGGUUGACUUCCUUUCGGAGGCUGAAGCGAUGAAGCGUUUUGACCACAACAACAUCGUAAGAUUGCUCGGUGUUUGUCUGCAAUCGGAACCGGUCUAUACGAUCAUGGAGUUUAUGUUGUACGGUGAUCUGAAAACAUAUCUGCUAGCUCGUCGGCAUCUGGUGAACAGUAAACAGUCGGAAGACUCGGACAUUUCCAACAAACGGCUCACGAUGAUGGCGCUGGAUGUGUCUCGGGCACUCUCGUAUCUGGCAGAGCAGAAGUACGUCCAUCGGGAUGUAGCCUGCCGUAACUGCAUGGUUAAUGCGCAGCGUGUGGUCAAGCUAGGUGACUUUGGUAUGGCACGUCCAACGUUCGAGAACGAUUACUAUCGGUUCAACCGGAAGGGAAUGUUGCCGGUCAGGUGGAUGGCACCGGAAUCGCUAGCAUUGGGUUUCUUUACUCCGGCCUCAGAUGUGUGGUCGUACGGUGUGCUGCUGUACGAGAUCAUCACGUUCGGUUCGUUCCCCUUCCAAGGUCUUACAAACAAUCAGGUACUGGAGCAUCUGAAGAAUGGCACCACGCUCACCAUUCCGGCUGGUGUAAAGCCGCAGCUCGAGGGUCUUAUGAAGGCGUGCUGGAACCAAGACUACAAGAAGCGUCCUUCCGCCUCGGAGGUGUCGGAAUUCAUUUCGAACUAUCCGCGACUGCUUAACCCGUGUCUAGAUGUGCCGCUCGCUUCGGUGGAGAUGGUGGACACGGAUAGUGACCAGUUCGAGCUAUUGCCCGGGUUGUGCAAAUACAAGGAUGAUUCGCAACCGACCGCCGACCUGCUCGUCGGAACGCAACCAAUGAACGAUCUUAACAAUGGGUACAACAACGUCAGCAUCAUGUCAACUGGAGGUGCCCAACGCAAUAACCGACAGCGUGCGAUCAACCUAAACGAUCUGAACGUGGCGACCGAUUUCACCACCGUCAAUCCGUUACCCCCGUUGGAAGAUUACGAGGACGAACCCUCGACGAGACAACAACUCGGUUCCAACCAGCAGCGGCAAACUACCUCGGCAAACCAUCUGAACGUCUACAACCCGAUCGAACCACUGUUGCAGCGUGACACGGAGGUUACCAAGAGCAAUAACAGUCUGCUGCGUUACGUGCCUAUGUUUGGAUUUGGCAAGAGCAAAACGGUUACGAUCGGCGGUACAACGAUCGUAACGGGUAGUGCGUGUAAAACCGUUCCAGUUACCACCGCAAUCCACUGCACCACCUCCCUGGGAGCGAUGGGUAGCACAGGUGGUGAUGUUGGCGGUGGCACCAACUCUCCCCAGUCGCCUACCGGUUCGGUGCUGGGUAUGAGCGGUGGAACCAUGAUCGUAAACGCGCGCAGUACUAGUACGACGAUUUUAUAGCAUCCGAAGGAAGCAGAUAAAAGCCUGCGGAAACCGCUCAAUAUCACGAAACCUGAAACAAAAUGCGACUAAACGAUCGCUUCGGAUGGUGGGCAAAACUAAAGACAUACAACUACAAUAACAAAAAAACCAAAAUUAUCCUUUUAUAAAAAAGCUUUAAAGUGUAGAGCGUAGAAGUUUAGGGCGAUUUAAUAAGGCAAUAUGUUCCUAUCAUGUAAAAGAAUUCGCGGAAAAGAGAGGAGAUAAUUUUAAACAGUGUAAAAGAUAUCUGAUCGAGCCAACAUACGGUUAUCGAUCACUUCGCAAUAUGAUGCACCUAUAAUCUGCCAACGGGAAUUAACACUGCUAACCGU
Anopheles funestus (African malaria mosquito) is the source of this 5792-nucleotide messenger RNA. RefSeq lists its product as uncharacterized. Lineage: Eukaryota; Metazoa; Arthropoda; Insecta; Diptera; Culicidae. The transcript is spliced from 9 exons. The record is from RefSeq and is a predicted model, not a curated record. Gene Ontology annotation, biological process: multicellular organism development; positive regulation of kinase activity; protein phosphorylation. The coding region runs from base 922 to 5439 and encodes 1505 amino acids. Gene Ontology annotation, cellular component: signaling receptor complex. Gene Ontology annotation, molecular function: transmembrane receptor protein tyrosine kinase activity; ATP binding.